CUAGCAUUAGCAUUAGUCUGAGUGAAUCGAUAUAUCUUGUCCAAGGAAUAAAAGACGUGAAUCAACUGAAGAAAUCCCAUUUUAGCAAUGUCAAGACUGGAGUGUGUGUCUGUUUUGGAGGGUCACCAGGACCGUGUGUGGUGUGUGAAGUGGAACCCCACUGGAACUAUACUUGCCUCGUGUGGGGGUGAUAAGACGGUCCGUAUCUGGGGCCAGGAGGGCAACAAGUGGGUAUGUAAAACAGUACUAGAAGAUGGCCACCAAAGGACAGUGAGAUCUGUAGCAUGGUCACCAUGUGGGAAUUACCUUUCUACUGCAAGUUUUGAUGCUACAACAGGGAUCUGGAGCAGAAAGGAGGGAGAAUUUGAGUGUAUAGCCUCUCUUGAAGGUCAUGAAAACGAAGUCAAAUGUGGGGCGUGGUCUCCAGGUGGUAGUCUUCUGGCAACAUGCAGCCGCGACAAAAGUGUUUGGAUAUGGGAAGUGACGGAGGAUGAAGAGUACGAGUGUGCUAGUGUCCUAAGUUCUCAUACUCAGGAUGUCAAAUGUGUCACUUGGCAUCCAAACAAGGAGAUUCUGGCUUCCUGUAGCUAUGACAACACUAUCAAACUCUUUAAGGAAGACACAGAUGACUGGACCUGUUUCACCACCCUUGAAUCCCAUGAUUCCACUGUAUGGAAAAUAUGUUUUGAUCAAUCUGGAUCAAGGCUUGCUUCCUGCAGUGAUGACCAGACAGUGAAGAUAUGGCAGGAGUACCCACCGGGUAACUCUGAGGGGGUGGCUACGACUGGACCUGAUUCCACAUGGAAAUGUGUGUGUACUCUUUCAGGAUACCACAACCGUGUCAUUUAUGAUAUAGACUGGUGUCAUCUGACUGGUCGCAUCGCAACGGCAUCAGGAGAUGAUGCCAUACGUGUUUUUGUGGAGGAGCCGAGUUCAGAUAAAAACCAGCCAGAUUUCCGACUGGAAGUGACAGUAAACAAGGCUCACAACCAAGAUGUGAAUUCUAUAUCAUGGAACCCUAAGGAUCCGUAUUUACUAGCUUCUUGUAGUGAUAAUGGAGAAGUCAAACUGUGGAAAUACACAAAGGACUGAAUAUGUUAUCUAUUCUUGAUAAAGACCUUGUUAAGCAUACAUCAUUAAAUGUUACUUUUGUGUUUUGCAGGUAUAAUGACAACAGUGGAUAACUUUAAUUUCUUCUGAUUGUUUUGCUACAACUUGUGAAAUAAAAUUCAGAACCGAUUUUUG
Messenger RNA from Ylistrum balloti, 1245 nucleotides. RefSeq names its product probable cytosolic iron-sulfur protein assembly protein CIAO1 homolog. The record is from RefSeq and is a predicted model, not a curated record. Gene Ontology annotation, biological process: iron-sulfur cluster assembly. Gene Ontology annotation, molecular function: protein binding. Gene Ontology annotation, cellular component: cytosolic [4Fe-4S] assembly targeting complex. The coding region runs from base 88 to 1092 and encodes 334 amino acids. NCBI's taxonomy places the organism in Eukaryota, Metazoa, Mollusca, Bivalvia, Pectinida, Pectinidae. The transcript is spliced from 3 exons.